GGCUAUUUCUCUUUUUCCUUCUUCAUCUGCCUAAUUCGAAAAGCAAUCUCUCUGGAUUCAUUCAAUCUAAUCUUUAAAUUCAUCAAACUUUCCCCCUUUUCCACUUCAAGUCUCUUGACUCCUUUUUCAACUUUCCAUCAAGAAUCUAGUCUUUCCACAGAUUCGAAUAUGGAAAUCUAAUGUUAUUCAUGUUUCUUGAUUACUAAUUCAUCAAAAAGAUUCAUCUUUUGGUUCUGGGUCAUGGAGAAACAGAUUAGUUUUCGAAUGGGAAAGAUGGAAAAACAGCAGAGUUUUCGUGUUUCUGCUAUGGAGAAACAAAAGAGCUUUCGAAUAGCCAUGGGAAGACAGAUGAGCUUCGGUGUUGACAGAAAGAAACCUAAAGAUUCACCAGGAAAACGUGGGGAUUCUAUGCUUCAUCUCGCUUCUAGAGGAGGUAAUCUAUCAAAAAUCAUCGAAAUCGUUCAGAGUGUUGGCCUCGAUGGAUUAUCGAAACAAAAUCAAGAAGGAGAAACUCCUCUUUAUGUUGCUGCAGAAAAUGGACACUCACAUAUCGUAGCACAGUUUCUGAAACACCUCGAUCUUCAAACUGCAUCAAUCGCCGCCAACAAUGGCUACGAUCCCUUUCAUAUCGCCGCAAAGCAAGGACAUUUAGAAGUGUUGAGGGAGCUCUUGAGUUCUUUCCCGAAUUUAGUGAUGACGACGGAUUCAGCGAAUUCAACUGCUUUACACACAGCAGCUGCUCAAGGACACACAGAUGUAGUCAACUUGCUUCUUGACGCUGAUUCAAAUCUUGCGAAAAUAGCCAGAAACAAUGGGAAAACAGUGCUUCAUACUGUAGCAAGAAUGGGUCAUUUGGAAGUUGCGAAAUCUGUAUUGACAAAAGAUCCAAGCAUCAGUUUCAGAAUCGAUAAGAAAGGUCAAACUGCUCUUCACAUGGCUGUGAAAGGUCAAAACAUGGACAUGGUGGUUGAGUUAAUCAAACCCGAUCCUACUGUUUUGAGUUUAGAAGAUAACAAAGGGAACACCGCUCUUCAUAUCGCCACCAAAAAGUGUCGUACUAAGAUUGUGAAAUCCCUGCUGUCGUUUGAGGAAAUCAAUGUAAACGCAGUCAACAAAGCGGGAGAGACGCCAUUAGACAUAGCAGAAAACUCGAAAGUUUCAGAAAUGGUGAAUGUUUUACGUGAAGCAGGUGGCGCUCACUCUAAAGACUUCGGAAAGCCGCCGAACGCCGCCAAGCAACUGAAACAGACGGUGAGUGACAUUAAACAUGACGUCCAGUCACAAAUCCGGCAGACCAGACAAACUGGAUUUAGGGUUCGGAAGAUUGCAAAGAAGGUGAAGAAGCUUCAUAUAAGUGGACUCAACAACGCAAUAAACUCCGCCACUGUGGUGGCUGUUCUGAUAGCCACCGUGGCUUUUGCCGCCAUUUUCACUGUUCCCGGGCAGUAUGCGGAGGAGAAAACAGAAGGGUUUUCUCUUGGGCAGGCAAAUAUAGCGAAAAGUGCUGCUUUUAUAAUGUUCUUUUUGUUUGAUAGUUUGGCGCUUUUUAUAUCAUUGGCUGUGGUUGUGGUUCAGACAUCGAUUGUGGUGAUAGAAGAGAAGGCAAAGAGACAACUUAUGUUUGUGAUUAACAAGCUUAUGUGGUUGGCUUGUUUGUUCAUAUCGAUUUCUUUUAUUUCGCUUACUUAUGUGGUUGUGGGAGCUCAUGAGAGGUGGCUAGCCAUUUAUGCAACUGUGAUUGGUGCAACGAUUAUGCUUGCUACAAUUGGGUCGAUGUGUUAUUGUGUUGUGAGGCAUAGAAUGGAGGAGAAGAAGUUGAGAAACAUAAGGAGGGCGGAGACGAAUUCACAUUCUUUUUCGAUGAUGUCUAUGGCUUCGGAUCCUGAGAUUUACAAUGAGAAAUACAAGAGGAUGUAUGCCGUGUGAAAGGAAAUCGAUUCAUGGGUUGGAGAAAAGGAGGUUGUUACUAACUAGUUUUGGAUCAAGAAACACAAGAAGGUGUAGAACGACAUGUGAGUUUGUCUAUAUCGUUGUGUAAUGAAUCUAAUCAUGAGAAAAACGUCUAUGUUUGUAUAUAUAGUUGAUAAUACAACUUCAUUGCAGGGAAAGUUGUGUAUUCUUUGCUUUUUUGAAGUGAUUCUUAUAUCGUGAUUGUUGAGAUUACGAAUUGUAACAUCCCACAUAUUUUAAACGAAGAACCCGAUGAAUCUAGAA
Messenger RNA from Lactuca sativa (garden lettuce), 2214 nucleotides. RefSeq lists its product as uncharacterized. Gene Ontology annotation, molecular function: protein binding. NCBI's taxonomy places the organism in Eukaryota, Viridiplantae, Streptophyta, Magnoliopsida, Asterales, Asteraceae. The record is from RefSeq and is a predicted model, not a curated record. Gene Ontology annotation, cellular component: plasma membrane.